CCUUCUAAACAAUGCAAUACAGCUUGGCCUUUUUUUAAUAAAAUAUUGUUCAGACAACUUUAUAAAAAGAACCUUGUUAAAGAGAUAUUCUGUCACUCUUUCUAUCUUUCCUCACUCGUUUGGUAUGGGGAAAGUCUGGGUUGAGGUCUGUCUAAUUUCUGCUCGAGGGCUCCGGCGUUCGUCCUCUUUUUGGAAGCUACAGUGGUUUGCGGUUGGGUGGAUUGAUCCCAACAACAAAUAUUGCACCAAGAUUGAUGCUUCUGGAAAUUCAAAUCCGGUGUGGAAAACCAAGUUUGCGGCUUUGGUUGAUGACUCAAAUUUCCAAGACAUGAUGCUGCACGUUGAAGUAUACGGUAGAGAGCCCCUUUUCCUUAGAGAAAGGCUUCAGGGAACUGCAACUGUUGUCAUGAAAGAAUUUCUGGCCAAAUUUAACAACAAUUCAGCCUCUUCAAGGGUAGGAAUUGAAGAAGUAGGAAGCUACCAGUUGCGCAAAAGAAAUUCCAACAAACCUCAAGGAUUUGUUGACAUCUCAAUUCGUAUCUUGGAGGAAAGGGAAGACUCAGGCUCAUACCUAGGUAAUGAUGGAGGACUCGUUCUAAUGGAUCAUAGGAGUAAUAUUCCAUUGUCUACUAAAGGUGGAUCAGGACACACUUAUCCAGCAGGGGCAACUGAGCUGCCUCUAGCCCCUCUUCCACAGCCAGAUAAUCGAUCUCAACUAAACAUUCCAUCUACACAUUCAGUGCCACGUCCUACAAACUAUUGCAACCCUUCUCUAGGUGAACCUGGUUAUCCAUCAGCUUCUGGGCCCUGCUAUUGUCCACCUAGGACUCCUCCACCUCCACCGCCACCCUCUAAUGUUGGUUACAUUCCCACUUUCCUCCCAAGAACAUAUCAGCCAACGGAGACCUAUUUGAACAUGCCAUCAUCUGGGCCUGCACCUGGACAAGGGCCAAGACCUGGUUUUGCAAUGGGAAUAGGAGCAGGAGCACUGGCGGCUGGUGCUGUGAUAUUUGGUGAUGACUUCAUGUCAGGGUUUGAUGUUCCUGCAGGCUUACAGGACACGAGUCUGACCAUAUCCAUGGACCCUCCUUUCUGAUAAAACAGUGGCUUGCUGCUGUAAUGUGUUGUAAUUGUAGUAAUCGAGCAUGACGUUAAAAUAUUUCAUAAUGUCUAACGCAUGCUAUUGAAAUAUGGUUGAGAGAAUUGAUUCAAUGGACCUUGCUUAUAAAGAGUUCAGCAUCCUAAAUAAUGGGAAGUUUACUACCACGGUUGCAGUAAGGUACACGAUGUUGCACAUUGUUAAAAAAAUGACGGUGAUCCCAAUUCUAUUACAAGUUCCUGUAAGAGAGUAAUUUCAACAGUCAAUUACAACUUUUAGAAGAACAUAUUUUUCCUUUUUUUUUUUUUUCUCUCUUCUUAAACAAUGUUUUUUUGGUUCUCUAAAUGUUUCAUUACAUGGAUUCACGAGAACUGCCCUAUUUAGAAUCUGAGAAACUCCACUGCUCCUAAAAGAG
Durio zibethinus is the source of this 1514-nucleotide messenger RNA. RefSeq names its product Calcium-dependent lipid-binding (CaLB domain) family protein. Lineage: Eukaryota; Viridiplantae; Streptophyta; Magnoliopsida; Malvales; Malvaceae. The record is from RefSeq and is a predicted model, not a curated record. Gene Ontology annotation, biological process: defense response.